Esox lucius (northern pike) is the source of this 4686-nucleotide messenger RNA. RefSeq names its product protein phosphatase 3, catalytic subunit, gamma isozyme, a (gene ppp3cca). Lineage: Eukaryota; Metazoa; Chordata; Actinopteri; Esociformes; Esocidae. The transcript is spliced from 14 exons. Gene Ontology annotation, cellular component: calcineurin complex; cytoplasm. Gene Ontology annotation, molecular function: calmodulin binding; calmodulin-dependent protein phosphatase activity. Gene Ontology annotation, biological process: calcineurin-mediated signaling. Bases 611 to 2137 code for a protein of 508 amino acids. The record is from RefSeq and is a predicted model, not a curated record.
CCGUCUAUGUGCACUGUCAGAUUAGUUAGUAUAAUCCGCAGGGUUACGGUCAGAUUCAGAACGCUAGCUAGUUACACCUGGAAGUUGGAACAGGGCUUGAUAUCCGCAACGAAACGCAGGGUGAAAGAAACAGCUAGCUGGAUUUUGUGGAUGAGCAGUCCUAGUAAUUCAAGCAAUUUGAUAAUGAGAUUUCUGACCCACCUAAACGUAUUCAGAUUUCCUGCUAACGUUAUUAACGUUACCUAAAUUACAGCAGUGAAUUGUCAUACGGUUAGCCAUCUAGCUAGCUGUCCUGUUAACGUUAGUUAGCUUGCCAGCUAACGUGAACUCUUAGCAAGACGAAAAUCGGAUUAUCUACUAGCUAGCUACAUUUCCAAUACUUUUACUAAGUGGGAUAGUCUUAGUUUUCUAUGGUUGGUUUCAGUUUGACAUUUUCUUACGGACUAAGUAAGGUUAGCAAACUCGGCGUUGGCAAUCAAAUUUAAUCAAAACAGUCGUCUCGGAAACAAUACCAGACUGUCUUCAGUCUCAAUAUAACGUCAAGACGGAGUAACCAGCUAGUGCUACAAACCAGCCUUGGUCCUGAGUGUUGAGGCCAGGCGAAACAAACAUGUCUGGAAAAGACAAAGACAAGGAGAAAGCCGGAGAUAAACAAUCUACAACUGAGCGGCUCGUAAAAGCUGUGCCGUAUCCUCCCCAGCAGCGUCUGUGUAUGAAGGAGCUGUUUGAGGAUGGUAAACCCAACUCAGAGCUGCUUCGCAACCAUCUGGUGAAAGAGGGACGGCUGGAGGAGGAGGUAGCCCUCCGGAUCAUCAAUGAUGGGGCCAACAUUCUUCGACAGGAGAAAUGCAUGCUGGAGGUGGAGGCACCUAUCACAGUGUGUGGAGAUGUCCAUGGGCAGUUCUUUGACCUAAUGAAGCUGUUUGAAGUGGGAGGCUCUCCCAGCAACACACGCUAUCUCUUCCUCGGAGACUACGUAGACCGAGGCUACUUCAGUAUCGAGUGUGUGCUGUACCUCUGGUCACUUAAGAUCAAUCAUCCUACCACACUCUUCCUCCUGCGAGGGAACCAUGAGUGUCGGCACCUCACGGAGUACUUCACCUUCAAACAGGAAUGUAAAAUCAAAUAUUCUGAACGGGUGUACGAUGCCUGCAUGGAGGCGUUUGAUUGCCUUCCCCUCGCUGCUCUCCUCAACCAACAGUUCCUGUGUGUACACGGAGGUCUGUCCCCAGAAAUCAACUGCCUUGACGACAUUAGAAAAUUAGACAGGUUUAAGGAGCCUCCAGCCUUUGGCCCGAUGUGUGACCUGAUCUGGGCCGACCCAGGGGAGGACUACGGCAGUGAGAAGUCAGCAGAACACUUCAACCACAACUCUGUGCGAGGCUGCUCCUACUUUUUCAGUUACCCGGCAGUAUGUGACUUUUUGAUAAAUAAUAACUUGUUGUCAGUAAUAAGGGCACACGAAGCACAGGAUGCAGGCUACCGGAUGUACCGAAAAAGCCAGACUACAGGCUUUCCUUCAUUAAUUACCAUCUUCUCCGCACCAAAUUACCUGGAUGUGUACAACAACAAAGCUGCUGUAUUAAAGUAUGAAAACAAUGUGAUGAACAUCCGGCAGUUCAACUGCUCCCCCCACCCCUAUUGGCUGCCCAACUUCAUGGAUGUGUUCACAUGGUCACUGCCCUUUGUUGGAGAGAAAGUCACAGAGAUGCUGGUGAACGUGCUUAACAUCUGCUCUGAUGAUGAACUCAUGUCAGAAGGAGACGACCUUUGUGAAGAAGACGGUGGAAUCCCAGCUGUGCGCAAGGAGGUCAUCCGCAACAAGAUCCGCGCCAUUGGGAAGAUGGCAAGAGUCUUCUCUGUUCUCAGGGAGGAGAGUGAGAGUGUGCUGACACUCAAAGGGCUGACCCCUACUGGGUCGCUGCCUCUCGGAGUGUUGUCAGGGGGCAAAGAGACCUUACAUACCGCCGCCGCUGAGGCAGUGCAGGCAAAAGCUAUUCAAGGUUUUUCUCCCACGAGGAAGAUCAAAGAUUUCGCCGAAGCACAGAGCCUCGACAAAGUUAAUGAAAGGAUGCCCCCACGCAAGGAUGGCCAGCAGCCGGUCAACCAAAAUGCUCCAAAGAAUGGCACAGGCUAGGCCUGGCGAGAGACCGUCCCAGCCCCUCCCACCCCCUCCCAGCCCCUCCCAGCCCAAGGCCAAUCCCCUGUCUCAUACACCAAAACUAUCUUUACUUGGUUUCUCUCCGUCUCUUGUUGUCUAUUUCUUUGUUUUCUGUCUAUCUCCUUCCCCCAUUCUCUUUCCCUCCCUCUAUCCCUCAUUCUUUCUCUUUAUCCCAUUAAGACUCUGCUCCCAGCUGGCCUAUAAAGUUGGACAGGCACAUGUGGAUUGAAGAUACACCACUGUACUGGGAGAAUGGUUUCAGCCACAAACGAGUACAACCACAACGAGAAAACAAAACUUUUAUUUAUUAAAUUAUAUUAGGUAUAUUAUUAAAUAGCUACAGUUGAUUGAAAUCGUACAUUUCUGAGAUGUUCAAAUGUAUAAGCAUAUAAUCAUGGUAAAUGUCUAAGAGAAAACCACAAAGACCAUUUUGUAAACUUGAGUUGAUAUACGCGUUAGGUAGUGAGCGACCUUAUUAUCGGUUCCUAGGAAAUUCAAGUUUUUCUAUUGUUCUGUUUUUUGCUUUGCAAAGGGAAAAGUUGACUGAAUUUACAGAUAUCUACAGAAUGUGUGCUCGGAAAUGUUGGUCCAUUUAAAUAAUAUAAUGAUAUGUAUCAAAUGGAGAGAAAAUAAUGAAGGAAGCUAGACUUAGACACCAUUACAGAAAAUAAUUUUGUACCCCCUGCAGAAGUUUAGAAAAAAUACGUUUUUAUUUUAUUUGGUCAAAUUUCUUCAGUGAAACCUUAACCACUGAAAGUAACUGCCCAGUGUUUCCUCAUUUCGAGGGGUGUUAGUGUAUCCCAAAAACAGAAUAGUGAUUGUAUGUCUCUUCCUCCCUUGACUACUGAUUGGCCAGCACGUCCUCCUCAGGAGUAUGACAUCAUACUGUAUGGCAUAGUUUUAAAAUUUGAGGUGUUUUUUUUUAGGUGUUCUUUUAAACAAAUGCAAGCAUUGGCCACAUGGAUGGAUUGGAAUUAUUUACCUGAAUACUUUUGAAAAGCAAGAUUUUUACUGGGCAGUUACUUGAAUCAUUUUAUAGCUGCUUUAUAGUUCAAUGUGUUCUUUGUAUAUUUUAAAGUAAUUGUAAACAUAAUUUUACAAACUUUUGUCAGUCUUUGAGAAACUGCCCUGAAUAUUCAAAUUAAUUAUUUGAAAAGGCAAAGCAUUUAAUAAUUUAUUGUAUUUUAUACAGUUCAUUUUUUGGGGGGGGUUUUAGGAGUCCUGGAUUGUGUUUUCUUCAUUGGUGUUGCUUGAAGGUAUCACCAACCAAGUGUUUCUACCAGUGUGUUUAACUGAGGGCAGCUAGGAAGUUAUAUAAUAUACUUGUUAUAUUUGGGACGUCCUCUACAAAACUGAAGUCUGAUUCAUAAGUCGUAUGGGCCUACUGUACGUAUUGGUUUACCUCUCAUUAGAUAGCCCUUUGGAAGAUGAUUCCGCCAUUCGGUUUGCUUUUCUGGGAUGUUGAGCUGAGAGUGGCCCACUGUUCUGCAGAGUGAUGUGCUGGAUGUGGAAUAAUUGUCAUAGUUGUCAUGGUUCAUGGUGGCGAUACAUUGUACCAACCAAACACCACGAAAGAACAACCAGUGUCCUUCUAAAUGCUCUCCAUUACAAGAUGAAAGAGAUAUUCCCCUUGGAAUAUAUUGUCCCUGCAAUGUACUGAAACAUCUUAGUGUUCAUUAUUUUAUGUUUUAGAUACACAAUUUCUGUGUUGAUAUAAUAAUUAUGCUUCGCUUGAUUUCAGGUUGCUCCAUUGUCAACACUACAUAAAGGAUAUGUUUUAAUGGGUGGGGGUUCUUAGCAAAACCUGUAUCAGUGUCUCCAUCUACUGUUGAUUUGAUGUGUAUUUGUUAGAUGACUAGUGUGCUAAAUGUAAGGGAAAGCUGCCCUCCAAAUGGGCUCCAAUCAAAUGUUUAAAUUCCUUGGAGUUCAAGGGAAGCAGUGCUCUGAAGAGUGGUGGAUUGAGUCAUCCUGAGUGACGCUGUGAAUUUUAUGGGAAUUUCCAUUGUCUUUAGCAAUGCUUUGCCCAUCCUAUGAGUAGUAUCAUCAAUCCCUGCGAGCCACUGUUUUCAGUAUCAUUGAUAGUGCAAAGCUUGGGACCAAAUGGACUGUCUGCAUUGAUCAUGCAGUAAUCAAGCAAUCUCUAAAUACAUUUGUCAGUCAAAGUAUUAUAUGGUCUUAACACCUUUUGGUACAGCAUAAUUGUUUCUCUUUGGCAUGAACUGAGACUUGCUACUUUUUUAAAACCUGCUCCCCUCCCUUUAAGGAAUGACUUGAUUCUUUAGGACUUGUGACUUGUUGAACCGGUGCUUAGAGUUUUAGCCCUGUAUUUUUGGGGGGCUAGAAUGGCUUCUUUGACACUCCUCCCAUUGCGCUACAUGUAGUUAUUCUAGUCCUUUGUCAUUCAAGGAAAAGCUUUAAGAUUUAUUAUUCUCAUGUGAAUUUUCCCUUUUAUAAUAAGGCUUUAAACUACAGUACUGUGCAAAUGUCUUAGGUACCUGAAAGUCAAACUAAAGCCUUUUAUUUGG